Ictidomys tridecemlineatus (thirteen-lined ground squirrel) is the source of this 2763-nucleotide messenger RNA. NCBI's taxonomy places the organism in Eukaryota, Metazoa, Chordata, Mammalia, Rodentia, Sciuridae. The record is from RefSeq and is a predicted model, not a curated record.
AUGACCAUGGAAAAGCCAUUUGAUGUCUUUCAGCCUCCAUUUUCUGACGUGCAAAAUGCCUCCCAGUUCUGUAGUGAGAACUGGGGACCUGGCAUGGGGUCCCUCCCAAACACCCUUCCCAACCACCGGGUCCAGGCCAGCGCCCGGGGCCUCCAGGUCACUCCGCAGUCACGCGCCGCCGCAGCUGCGCCAUCUAUUCACCCAGCUUCCUGCCCCAGGAAAGCCCCUCGAGGUGUGCCGCCCCGCACCUCGCACAGCGCCAGGCACUGGAGCACCGAGGACGCGUUCCUCCCACCCAGGACGGGCCGGCCCACGUGGGACCGGACGUGCAGCGCGCCCCCUCGUUUCCCUGCGCUGGAAACGGUCCUGCGAUCCGCGCGGCGCCGCCGAAGAGCUCUCCUGGUGGACCGCGACACGGAGGCGUGGCAGCGGGACCCCGCCUUCUCGGGUCUGCAGAGGGUCGGCGGCGUGGACGUGUCCUUCGUGAAAGGGGACAGCGUCAGCGCCUGUGCCUCCCUGGUGGUGCUCAGCUUCCCCGAGCUCGAGGUGGUGUAUGAAGAGAGCCGAAUGGUCAGCCUGACGGCCCCCUACGUGGCAGGCUUCCUGGCCUUCCGAGAGGUGCCCUUCCUGUUGGAUUUGGUGCAGCGACUACAGGAGAAGGAGCCAGACCUCAUGCCUCAGGUCCUUCUUGUGGAUGGAAAUGGGGUGCUUCACCACCGAGGCUUUGGGGUGGCCUGCCACCUUGGCGUCCUCACAGAGCUGCCCUGCAUUGGGGUGGCCAAGAAACUCCUGCAGGUGGAUGGGCUGGAGAACAAUGCCCUGCACAAGGAGAAGAUCCGGCUCCUGCAGGCUGGAGGAGAUACAUUUCCUCUGAUGGGAGGCUCUGGAACUGUCCUGGGAAUGGCCCUGAAGAGCCACAGCCACAGCACCAAGCCUCUCUACAUCUCCGUGGGCCACAAGAUAAGCCUGGAGGCAGCCGUGCGCCUGACCCAAUGCUGCUGCAGGUUCCGGAUCCCAGAGCCUGUGCGCCAGGCUGACAUCCGCUCUCGAGAACACAUUCGCAGGACUCUGGGACACCUCAGGCCAUCUGAACCAGGGCACGCGAGGGGUCAGAAGGCACAUUGUCCAAAGGCAUGCCCCAAAGGGGGUCCAGGAGAGCCUACAGACCCCUCAGGACCACAGUAGAGGCCCCAGCACAGACUUGGAGGCUCCCAGGAGCAGCAGAGCCAGGACUGGAGUGGAGGAGAUGGGGUGCCGUGAGCACUCGGGCUGCUGGCUUCCCACUCCCGCCUCAGGACAGUAGCUGUGGGGACCUCACCUAACCACAGGUAUGGGCCCAGGCCCUGGACACACACCCUGGAACAGCCAGCUGAUGGCCAAGCACAGCCCAGCUUGGUCAAUGACAGCCCACUCUCUCCAGCACUGGCUGGUGGGUGUGGCCACAAUACCCAAAUAGGACAGACCUUCCCAGGGUCAGUCCCAAACCAGAAAGUGCCUACGAUUGUCCUCCUAGAGCACAGGGGGAGGAUUUGGGUUCCCGUGUCCAUUGGCCUAGGCUGUGCCAGCACCCUGGCUCUCCUGCCCCGUCCACUCCUCUGAAUACCCUCCAGCCAUCGUGGGCCACAGAGGGGAUCCACACUGGUGUGGCCAUGCUUCAGCUCCCACAAGUGUCCUCACUCUGAAUCGAAGCCAAGGGUGGGCACAGGCACCCAGGGUUUCAGAGGAUUCCAAACAGGAAGCCAGUUGAGGCCCAUGCACACCUCUGGAGAGCCAGGAUGCUCUUGCCAUCCCCACCCAAAGGCAUAGCCUCAAGCCCCAUCUCCACUGUGGGAAGGCAGCUCAUUCCCAGACCCAUCUGGCCACUUCCUCUCUUGGCAUGGGCUUGGAGUGGCAACUGAGAGGAAGGGCACAGUGGGUGGCACCUGGAGCCUGCCUCAUCCCGGUCUUUCAUGUGCCAGUUUGCUCCCAGACUCCAGGCUCCCAGAGUGGAGAGGACAGGGUGGAGGGCUGGCUGCCAGAUCCCGUGGGUCCCUUUCCCUAGUUCCAGAUCAGGUUGGAGGAAGGUGGCCAGCAAUGGAGAAGAAGAGGCGGGGGGUUGUCCUUAAAGAAAUGGAGGAUGGUGGGACAUCAUGACCCUGAAACACCCCUGUCUAUUCCCAAGCCAUGUUACGUCCAGACCAGAAUGUCCAGGUAAAUGCCAUCCUGAGGGACACUGACUCUCAUACUUGGUACAUGGGCAGACUAGCGUUAUCAGUAAGAGCUGCCUUCCUGCACACACACCAGGCCUGCUGCUGCUUGGGAUGCUGAUCUUCAAUGGAGCACUCUAAUGAUGUCACUUCCAUGGCCUGAUUGGCAAACCCCCCUCCCUGGGUGACUGCCCUGGUGUUGGGGGCACCAUGGAGAUGACAAGUUCCUCUUGUCCAGCCAGCUACCAUUGGACAAGGUGUGGAAAGAGAUGGAGACACAGGAGGUUCACUGUGAGGGACAGGUACCGCCUGUCCAGCCUGCUGCCUUGGGCUUUCCCCAUGAGCAGCUUUCAAUAGACUGAUGUCACUAGGUGCAGUGGCACAUACCUGUAAUCCCAGUGGCUCGGGAGGCUGGGAUGGGAGAGUUCAAAGUCAGCCUCAGCAAAAGUGUGGUGCUAAGCAAGACAGUGAGACCGUGUCCCUAAAAAAAAAUAUUAAAUAGGGCUGGGGAUGUGGCUCAAUGGUAAAACACCCCUGGGUUAAAUCCCUGGUACCAAAAUAAAAAUUAAAAAAUACA